UCGGUGAACUGAGAGGCUAUCAGGUGACUUGUGAAGACUAUACAUGUAACAAAGAGCGGUAUAUAGUUACAAGGAUAUUCUAGCAGAUCGUUAAAACGAAGAUGCUUUUUCUCAGCAUUAUCACGAUGUGUUUGCUCCAUCGCGCUAUGGCGUAUCUGAACGCUUACGACCAAGACCUAAAUUUUGCUUGUCCGAAUGAAUCUCAGUUUGUGAGUCACGUAGAGAGUAUUCAUGACAAUCACAAGGAAGACAGAAUGUUUGACAUGUCCUGUUCUGACGUCGCCGACGACGUAAUGAACGUUGCCACGACAUGCUAUAUAACAGGUCUGAUGAAUGCCUACGAUCAACUGCUAGCCUUCCAGUGCCCAGGAAAUCAUUACAUUAGUGGCAUGUAUAGUCACCAUGACAACAGGCAUGAAGACAGAUCAUGGAAAUUCAAAUGCUGUGAAAUACAUGAUAUCCAUCUGGACGACUGCGAUUUCUCUGCCUGGACGAAUGUAUAUGAUGGCGCUCAAAAUUUCAAUGCACCAGCAGGAAAAGUGAUGAAAGGCGUAGUGUCCGUACACGACAACUCGAAAGAGGACAGAAUAUACAAAUAUGAACUGUGUAAUGUAAUUCGAUCAGAAGGAACUGGCGAAAUUGUCGGUUAAUCAUCAUGAUAAUUAAAAGUUCCAAGUUGUAAAUUUACUUUUAAUUAUAAAGAAAAUAAACUUCUCUGAAGG
Molecule: messenger RNA, 722 nt
Organism: Mercenaria mercenaria
Lineage: Eukaryota; Metazoa; Mollusca; Bivalvia; Venerida; Veneridae
Product: dermatopontin-like
Exons: 5
Coding region: 102-650 (182 amino acids)
Source: RefSeq, a predicted model, not a curated record